Elephantulus edwardii (Cape elephant shrew) is the source of this 447-nucleotide messenger RNA. Its product is annotated as keratin-associated protein 6-2-like. The coding region runs from base 1 to 447 and encodes 148 amino acids. Gene Ontology annotation, biological process: hair follicle development. The record is from RefSeq and is a predicted model, not a curated record. The transcript has a single exon. NCBI's taxonomy places the organism in Eukaryota, Metazoa, Chordata, Mammalia, Macroscelidea, Macroscelididae.
AUGUGUUGCAACUACUAUGGUGGCUCUGGCUACGGCUGUGGCUAUGGCUCCGGCUAUGGAUGUAGCUAUGGCUCCGGCUACGGCUGUGGAUACGGCUCUGGCUACGGCUGUGGAUACGGCUCUGGCUAUGGCUGUGGUUACGGCUCUGGCUACGGCUGUGGUUAUGGCUCCCGCUAUGGCUGUGGUUACGGCUCUGGCUAUGGAUGUGGUUACGGCUCUGGCUACGGCUGUGGAUACGGCUCUGGCUACGGCUGUGGUUAUGGCUCUGGCUACGGCUGUGGUUAUGGCUCCCGCUACGGCUGUGGUUACGGCUCUGGCUACGGCUGUGGAUAUGGCUCUGGCUAUGGCUGUGGUUACGGCUCUGGCUACGGCUGUGGAUACGGCUCUGGCUAUGGCUGCUGUGGAUACCGACCAUUUUGCUACAGAAGAUGCUAUUCUUGCUGCUAG